AUGGCUUCUGCAGCACCAGGACUGGAUCUCGCAGCGGCAGCCGCCGAAGAUCCCCCAAGACAAGCACCUCGACCUGUGACUACUGACGAGUCCUUAUCGGACCAUCCCAUUGCUCCUGAUCAAUUCGACCCUCGAUUGGAAACUGAUAAAUUCGAAAUCUGGAGUUACUACCUGUAUUAUGUCGGAAACAACGGGUUGACACUGUUUAACUUUGCACCGACUGCAUUUCAAAAUCUGUUGUACCAAGCUGCUGGGGAUGGAACGAGUCUAAGAUUUGCGGGCCGUGAGAGGACCAUUAACUCUAUCGUGCUGUUAAGCAAUGGUAUUAGUUUUGCCAUUCAGAUUGUGAUAUUCCUGAUCUUGGGAAGCUUCGCAGAUUUUGGGACAUGGAGACCCAAUAUUCUGAUUGCCCUGUCAAUUCUGGCGUGGGGCAUAGGCUUCGGCUGGCUGGGUAUACAUGAACCUUCCAAAUGGCAAAUCGCUACGGGAAUGUACAUAGUAGGAUUGAUUGCGUAUCAAACGUGUCUUACUUUCUGGACUGCAGCGUUUCCCGGGCUUGCACGAAAUACAGCCUACAUGCGAGAGAAAGCUCAGGCAUACGAAGCGGGAGAAAUUCCCAGAUCUGAGUAUGACAAGGCGGAUAUGUUCAAGCGUGCUGAACUCUCCAACAUCGCUUUCUACGUUCAAUCCGUCGGCGAAAUUGGUAUUCUUGCUAUCAUCGUCGGCAUCAUGUUUGGUGUAAAGGUCAAUGAUUCGGUUGAGAACAACAAUUGGGGUCUCUCGGUACUGAUCGCAUUUGCAACUGGGUGUUGGAUGCUUCUCGCCAUCCCCUGGUUCUUGAAAGAGAAGAGAAGACCGGGUGAAGCUGUUCCUGCUGGAAUGAACAUUGUCUCUGCAGGUAUUUGGCAACUAUACCGAGCUCUCCGCCAGAUUUGGAAACUCAAGCAAUCCUUGAUCUACCUCAUUGGGUACUUCCUUCUGGGUGAUUCGCUUAACACAACCGUCACUGUCAUAGCGACUCUGCAAAACUCAAUCAUCGCGUACAACACGCUAGAGCUUACCUAUCUUUUAAUCGUUGGUAUCGCAGCCCAAGCCGUUGGAAUCUACGGUUUCUGGUGGGUACAACAACGCUACUCCCUCUCCUCAAAAACCAUGUUCAACAUCGUCGCCAUCAACAUCGUAAUCCUCGAUCUCUGGGGCAUGGUCGGGAUUUGGACGCAGAAAUUCGGCUUCCACAACGUCUGGGAAGUCUGGGUGUACCAAGCUUUCUACGGUCUUCUAGUCUGUCCCUGGUACUCCUACUCGCAGAUCAUGAUCUCCGAAGUCACGCCUCGCGGUCGCGAGUUCCUGUUCUUCAGUCUCUUCAGCAUCAUUGGGAAGACGUCUAGUUUUAUCGGGCCGUUGGUUAGUUCGGCAAUCAUUGAUGCUACGCCAAGUGGGAAUACCAGUACGCCGUUCUAUUUUCUUGCGGCAUUGAGUGCUGUGAGUUGUGUCGUGUGUAUUUUUGGCGUUGAUUUGGAGAAGAGUAGGAAGGAACAGGAGGAUUUCUUGCUGAAAGAACAGGCGAUUAAGGAUGAUCUGGCGGGAGUCGGGUUCAGUAGUCGGGAGGACGUUGUUGCAACUAGUGGGAAGGAUACCAUCGACACUAAGCUGUAG
This is a messenger RNA of Glarea lozoyensis ATCC 20868, 1656 nucleotides long. RefSeq names its product MFS general substrate transporter. The coding region runs from base 1 to 1656 and encodes 551 amino acids. The transcript is spliced from 8 exons. The record is from RefSeq and is a predicted model, not a curated record. Lineage: Eukaryota; Fungi; Ascomycota; Leotiomycetes; Helotiales; Helotiaceae.